Messenger RNA from Danaus chrysippus (African queen), 4956 nucleotides. NCBI's taxonomy places the organism in Eukaryota, Metazoa, Arthropoda, Insecta, Lepidoptera, Nymphalidae. The record is from the annotation of a GenBank genome assembly.
AUGAGCGCGCCGGAGCCUUUAGUGCUUCAAGCGCUGCAGGGCUUCAUCGACCAGAGUGACAAAUGGCCUGGUCCGCGUGCCGUCAAAAUAUUCGUUUCUUCGGUUUACAAUGAAUUUCGUGAAGAAAGACGUCAAAUACUAGAACUUGUGGGUCCGGAACUACAAGCUACAUACGAUGACCGAUAUAUCGAGUUCGAGUUUGUGGACAUGCACUAUGGGACGGAUGGUGGGGAUGAAAAUAAUCCAGGUCUUCUGCGAUACCAUCUGGAUGAAAUACGCUGCUGCUAUCAAACUUCAAGAGCCGGAUAUUUUCUUUGCUUUAUUGGUGGGGACACUUCAAGCUACAAUCCUGUUCUACCAUUCAAAAUCGAAGCUGAAACAUUUGAACGACUGAUCAAAUCUGAUUCUCCGCAAACCGCUCUUAUAAAGGCAUGUUAUAGGCUCAAUGAAGAUGGAUUAUAUCAUCUAGAAGGCGAUGAAAAAUGGUACAGCGAUUUAUUAGAGCGAGAUGAACAACGCAAGAGAUUAGCGACAGUACAAAAAGUAUUCAAUACUUUAGCUCUAGAAGCUUUGGAGAAUGGAGGGAAUAUAUCUAAUUUACUACGAAGUCCUGCAGAAAUCCAGUGCGAAACAGCGCUUGAACUUUUAUCACAAGGAAAACACCCAAAAGGUUUUAUUGCCGUAUUAAGGGACAUUCCGGACUUGGAACCAGAUGACACAAAAUUAACAGUCUUAGUUCAUCAGAGGAUAAAAAAGUUGCAAAAGAAAUUAGAAGACAUUUUACCUGAAACACAUAUAAUUAGAUUAGAAGCUAUAUCAGCUGAUUCAUCACGAACCGACGCAGCAUCAGAUUCGGAAGAAAAGUUAUCACCAUUCAGAGAUCGUGUACAGACCGUAGUAAGUUCGUUGGUAGACGACACGUUAAGUACAGAGCCCGAUCAAGGCAAGGGUAGAAAAAAGACUGUACAGGAAGUGUUUCUUGAACACAUUACUCAUCUUAGAAUAUGCAUAGAACAUAAUAAACUGUAUGAAGUUAAUAUUAAGGAAAUCGAAAAUACAGCAACAACUAUUCUUAAUAAUGCUAAAGAAAACUAUGUUAGUAGAUCUCGCCAUCCACCGGUACUGAUAUAUGGGCCCGACGCUUCCGGGAAAAGUACUUUGUUGACACAUCUUUACUUUAAAUUCGAGGAAAUCUUCCCCAAACCUGUUUUGAGAAUAAUAAGAUUUUCAGCUUCUACGCCAAGAUCGGCAUACAAUUUGGAGUUACUCAGAGUUAUGUGCCAACAAAUUUCCAUUAUCCUUAACAUCCCUGAGGGCUAUCUGCCAAAAGAUGCCAGUUUUGAUCCCCUUUAUAUAAACAACUGGUUUCAAAGUUUACUGCGAAGAUGCGAAGAAAUGGAGGACGAAGUUUUAUUGAUAUUUAUUGACAAUGUACAUAGAGUAAAUCCUUUAGAGUGUGAUAUUGUAACGGGGCUGUCCUGGUUACCUAUGUCUUUACCAAGAAAUGUUUUCUUAGUUUGUACAAGCGCUGUGUCUCUAGAUCAAUUGCAAUUGACACCAGCUCAAAAAGAAAAGUUUAAAGUUCAGAAUUGUUAUUAUUUGUUAGACGCUAUUGAAGAUAUUCCUGAGAACAAUAGCUCAGGCGACUUCAUUGACGGUGCCUUUGAUAAUUUAGAAGUCGUCUUCGGCUCUAAAGCCUUUAGUAAAUUGGCUGGUUAUAUUACUUGUUCUGAAUUUGGACUGACGGAACUUGAGCUGUUGGAACUUUUGAUGCCAACAAGCAAUAGCGAAGCUGUUAUUACAUUGAAGGAGGCUAACUUCAACUUCUCUACGUUGUGUGUCAUCAAGCAUAUGAUGAAAUCUAUAAUUGAAGAAAACGUUGUGUCUGGUCGGAGCACGUGGCGCUGGCGGGCUGCGGCUGCAAGCUCACGAGCUCGUCGUCGCUAUGUACGAGUGCAAACUGCCUUACGAGACGCGCAUUCAGACCUCGCUGCACUGCACUUUGCUAACUUCCUCAAUGACGCUGAUGACACAGACACAUCGGAAACCCAGGAACCUGGUUGUGUGGAUGAUGACGACGCCCUUCUAGAUUCAACUCCAUUCCAUUCAGCCAGUAGAACAGCCGCUGCAUUUACUCAGAGACACGUGGAAGAGUCUUGGCUGCAUUUAUUACUAGCUGGUGAUUUCACUAAACUUAAAGAUCUCACCGUCUGCAAUUUUGAUUUCUUGCUUGCUGCUGUACAAACUGUAACGAUAUCGUAUCUCCGCUGCAUCCUGGAGCACGUCCGCUGCUACAUCCUGGAUCGCGACGUCGAGCUUGUGUACGGAGCGGUACGGAAGUCUAGUGACAUACUUACACGUGAUCCAAUGCAAUUAGGAGCACAGAUAAUUGCAUGGUUGCGUCCGGCGGUUGCCCGUCGUGGUGUCCUCGCAACAUUGGUAACUGCGGCCAUGGCCUGGUGCGAUGGCUACGACAAACCUCUACUGGUUCCACUCAAUGGAUGGCUUCAUCCACCCAUAGCGUCAACUGUCCGGGUGGUUUCUGUCGGAGGUUCCACUCCUGGAGCUGGUAUUAGAUUAUUACAGCUCGCGCCAUCUGGACAGCACUUGGUAUUAGCACCAUCAGCUGGCGAUCCACAGCUUUGGCAUGUGAUGUCAAAUUCUAAAGUUCACACUUUUAAAGGUCAUUCCGGACGCAUUUUAUGUAUGUGUGUAACGCGGGAAUCUCAAUAUCUUCUAACUGGUUCUGAAGAUACGAGCGUCAUUGUCUGGGACUUGCAUACUUUGGCUGUGAAGACAAAAAUAUUGGAACACAUAGCGCCAGUGUUGUGUGUAGCGGCCAUUGUAAAUCGAUCUCUAGUUAUCAGCGGAGGCGAGGAUUCAGCAGUUAUCGUUACCUCAUUAGUGGACGGAGCUCUGAUAACAAAGUUGGACCACCACCGCGGUCCGGUGACAGCUAUCAAAGUAAUCCAAGAUGGGGAGAUUCUAGUUACAUGUUCACAAGAUGGUACUGUUUGCACGUGGAACGUUGACAACUUUGCACUGCUGAGUACUGUAACGGCAGGUGUACCGAUACACGCCAUGGAAGUCACUGAAGACAACGUUUUCCUCGUCACACUGCAAGGAGAAAAUGAAUUACAUAUUCGUACUUUCAUCACGGGCACUCAUUUGCAUGUACUGAAACGUCAUAAGACUAAGGUGAAAUGUUUCUGCGUGGGCCAUGAUUCUUCUAGAGCUGCAGUUGGUUGUGCUGAUCAAAGGAUAUACGUCUAUAGCUUACAUAGCGCUCAGCUACUACGAACAUUAGCAGCAGCACAUGACCUCUCAGCGCUAGCGAUUGCUGAUAAGGAUCACUUUUUAUUAGCUGCUGGUGGCAACAGAGUGACAAUAUAUUCAUUUCAUACAGAAGAUAAUUUAACUAAUUUUAGACCAACGAAACAAAUGAAACGACGUCAAACAAAAUCCACAACCAACAUCACACUACUACAGGCCGAACAAAGUGAACUGAUCCCAAUAAGCUGUCUCGAAGUAUCGAGGGAUGGCCAACUUGCGGCUAGUGGUUGCGCGAGAGGCUUAGUCCGAGUAUGGCAACUCUCUACCCACAGACUGCAAAAUACACUAAGUGGACAUAUGGGUCACAUAACUUGCGUUACAUUCAGCCCAAAUAAUUUAAUGGUAUUAAGUGGGUCAGAGGACAGGACUGUUGUAGUUUGGCAGUUGGCAGAUAACUCAGCAUCAUUGACGUACAAGGGUCACCAAUCUGCUCUUCAAGUACUAUUGAUGAUGUCUGAUGGUAGACGCGCUAUGUCCGGAGACCGCGCCCGCACCGUACACGUAUGGCUCGUGGAUUCAGGCAUAGUACUGCUCUCAGCAAACUGUCCUACAACCAGCAUUGAUGUUACCCUUAAUAUGAAAUUUGCGGUUUUAUCUGAUGGGGAUAAUUCGGUUCGAAUCUGGACCUUAGCCGAAGGAGACAGUGGCGAGGAAAAGCGUUCCGUGUCUCACGCAGAGCGUGUCACUUGCUUUGCUCUUACAGCAGAUUCCCAGCAUGUGGUGACUGGAUCUAUGGACAUGUCGCUCAAAGUUUGGCAACUAAACGGUGGAAAGUUAUCUCAGGUUUUAGUAGGUCAUACCGACAUAGUGACUUGUGUUGCUGUCUCGAUCACAAACAAGACUCAAGUGGUAUCUGGUUCGUGGGAUUACAACUUAAUUGUGUGGGAUAUAAACACGGGUUCUGAUGUUCAUCUGUUAUCUGGUCAUUUGGGCAAAGUUACUUGUGUGAAAGUCACUGGCGACGGAACGAUUGCAGUUUCGGGUGCGGAAGAUAAAACACUCAUAAUAUGGGAGACAAAACGGGGUCUUGCUCUGACAUCACUAGCGUUGCACGUGCCCGCACUCACCUUCCAGAUUACUAGCGAUUGUUCGCGCAUCGUUGUUCAUCUUUCAGAUAGAGGUUGCCUGCCAAUCAUCUGCCUACACAACACUCCAGCAACGUACGUUAAAAUACCAACAUAUGCCGCACCCACUAAAAACGUCGACGAACUGCGACCAUUGGCACCAAAACGUCCUAUGAGGAGAUUGCUUAAGAAGGAAGUAUCACUAGAUACGUACACUUGGCAAAAGAAAUACGGACAUCUUACAUCAGCAGCGAUGAUGGCACAAGUUGACGAACGAUUAAAGAGAAGAUUUUCUGUGUCAGCGUCAAUGGAAGAGAUAUCUAAAAUCCAAGAAGCUAAGAACAAAGAUUUGGGUUCACAGGUUAGUCUUGGUCCAGAACAGGCAGCAAUCGCUCAAUCACAGCAUUUUGAUCAGCUGGAAGCUCUAUGGAAUAAAAUAUCACCCCCGAGGCGACGAUCCAAUAAGACACUUUCAAAGCAAAGUUCACUCGUUGAGAGACUUGAUUCUUCAGACGAGGAUCACACCCCAGUUGAAGAACAAGAACACAUGGUGGAGUAA